AUGCAGAACCACAGCUUCCGAACGCCUUUCCAGCUGCUUCAUCAGUGGCUGCGAGACAACAACAGAGACAUAGGCUACCAGCAAGACCAGCCUGACAUCACACAGAAGAAGGACCUAAAGACCGACCCUCACACAGAAAUCGGUUAUCUCGUUGGAUAUGAUUCCACGAACAUUUUCAGGAUCUGGAUUCCGUCCACAUCAGAAGUCCGAAGGGUCCGAGAUGUGACCUUCAAUGAAAGCAUCUUCUAUGACGGAAAUGAUCAGCCACCAGAACCUAUCCCGCAGCGCGUGGAAGUACAGCUUCCAGCCCACAUCGAGGACGAGUCGGAUUACGAGGAAAUCCCCACUCAAAUCGAUGAACCUGAACCUGACCCCGUUGAGCAAUCUCCCUCAACCUCAGACCAAGGAGACGCCACCACGAUUGUGGUACAACCCGAACCAUCUGAUCAUGAGGACUCGGAUGAUCAGGAUGAGUUUCAUGACAUUCAGCACCCAUAUCCGACACCGGACCCCGGUCCGAGGUCAAUUCCACAGCUCUUUCUUUCUCGGCAGAGAAGAAAACUUCACAGACGACACCUUCCUCCCGAACCUACGACGUAUAAGGAACUUCGCACCCACAGAUUUGGUCCUCAGUUCAGAGAAGGAGCCCACGCCGAGUGGAAAGCACUCCAACAGAGAGGAACCUUCAGAGCGGUCCCCAGAGACCAGGUCACGGGCAAGCUUUUGCCACUUACCUGGGUCUUUAAGUAUAAGUUCGACAAGCAUGGCUUUCUUACAAAGUUCAAAGCCCGUCUUUGUGUUCGAGGAGAUCUUCAACAGCUAGGUGACAAGGACACCUAUGCAGCAACCCUUGCAGGACGUUCUUUCCGGAUUCUCAUGGCCAUCACCGCCAAAUUCGACCUUGAGACCCGACAGCUCGACGCAGUUAAUGCCUUCACAAACGCCCUCUUAGAAGACGAGGAGGAGGUCUAUAAGGAACUCACUGCUGCAUUCAGAGAGCUUGGUCUUACACAGUGUCCCGACGAACCCUGCAUCUUCCAGAACGACUGGCUCACUGUUUUCUUCUUCGUUGACGAUAUUGUUUUCCUCUAUCGCAAGGAAAACGAGGACGCAGCUGAUGAGAUGGUUGCAGCCCUCAAGAGGAAGUACGCGAUGACAGACCAAGGGAAUUACAAUGGUUCCUUGGUAUCAGAGUCCUGCGUGACAGACCCAACAGGAAGCUUUGGCUAUGCCAAGACUCCUACAUUGAAAGGAUGGUUCAACGCUAUCACCCGCUCGGACAUAGCCAAGCCAGCGUCUAAACUAGCUGAAUUCCUCAACAACCCUUCCGAGCAUCACUCCAAGCUCGCAGACCAUCUGAUCGAGUACCUUUACGCCACUAGGUAUCUCGCCAUCCAGUUUUCAGGAAAACCCUGCCUCGACGAGGAUGUUGUUCCUCAGCUCCACGCUCAACAUCAUAGCGAUUUCCAAAGCGCAUCCGACGCUGCUUUCGCUGAUGAUAAAAAGACUCGCAAGUCAUCCCAGGGUUCAAUCCUUACCCUCUUCGGCGGCCCUAUUGCUUGGAAAGCCGCCCUUCGUCACGUUGACAUCCACACCUGUUGGGCUAGGCAGAUGAUUGCAGACGGCCUCACCAAAGCUCUGCCAGGCCAGAAAUUUGCUACUUUCGUCAAACAACUCGGUCUCGUCGAUAUCUCUACGUUGCUAGGGAUCUAG
Hirsutella rhossiliensis is the source of this 1713-nucleotide messenger RNA. RefSeq names its product reverse transcriptase (RNA-dependent DNA polymerase) domain-containing protein. The transcript has 7 exons. The record is from RefSeq and is a predicted model, not a curated record. The coding region runs from base 1 to 1713 and encodes 570 amino acids. NCBI's taxonomy places the organism in Eukaryota, Fungi, Ascomycota, Sordariomycetes, Hypocreales, Ophiocordycipitaceae.